Messenger RNA from Malaclemys terrapin pileata, 4062 nucleotides. It is a transcript of the gene NOA1, whose product is annotated as nitric oxide associated 1. The record is from RefSeq and is a predicted model, not a curated record. Lineage: Eukaryota; Metazoa; Chordata; Testudines; Emydidae. The transcript is spliced from 8 exons. Gene Ontology annotation, molecular function: GTP binding. Bases 1 to 2004 code for a protein of 667 amino acids.
AUGCACCGACUGAGCCGCGCGCUGCUGGGGGCCCUGGCCCGGGCCCGGGCCCCGCCGCUCCGGCAGCCCCCGGGCCUCGGCCGGCUCCUGCCCGCUGCCCUGCGGCCGGCGAGCCCGGGCGGCCUCUCCACCCGGCCCCGGCGGGAGCCGCCCGCCGCCGCGCAGCGCCCUGCGGCCCCGGGGCCGGACAGCGAGGCGGAGCAGUUCGUCUUCCCCGAGUACGUGCCCGAGCCGGGCCCGGCGCCGGCCGCGGAGCCGCCCGCCGCCCCGAGCCGCCCGGAGAGGAGGCCGCGGGAGAAGCGGCAGCACCGGGUGACGGGGCGGCCGGACCCGUCGGUGCCGCCCAGCGGGGUGAGCUGCUCGGGCUGCGGGGCGGAGCUGCACUGCCGGGACCCCGCCGUGCCCGGCUACCUGCCCAGCGAGAAGUACCGCCGCCUGAUGGAGGCGCACCGGGCCCUGCAAGGGGUGGUGUGUCAGCGCUGCUGGCUCCUGGUCCAUCACCAGCAGGCGCUGCACAUGGAAGUGUCCCGGGAGCAAUACCGCAAUCUGGUGAGUGCUGCCCUGCGCAGCCCCCCACGCCAUGGACGCCGCCCCCUGGUGCUAUACAUGGUGGACAUGCUGGACCUGCCCGACUCAGUGCUACAGGACCUGCCUCAGCUGGUGGAUGCAGGGUCCAACAUCCUGGUGGUGGGCAACAAGGUGGACCUGUUGCCUGGGGACUCUCCAGACUAUCUGAAGCGCUUUCGAAAAGAGCUGCUGAGGAGCUGUGCCCGUGUGGGCAUCCUCCCUGCAGUCCAGGGCACGGGGGGCCAGGUUGGCAGGACUGCGAGCCAGAACUUGGUGGAUGUGCACCUGAUCAGUGCCAAGACAGGCUAUGGAGUGGAGGAGCUGAUCUCCAAACUGCAGCACUCCUGGAAGUGCAAUGGCGAUGUGUAUCUCGUAGGAGCUACCAACUCCGGCAAAUCCACACUGUUCAAUACCCUGCUGCAGUCUGACUAUUGCAAGUCCAAAGCCUCGGAGGUGAUCAACAGAGCAACAAUCUCGCCCUGGCCAGGCACAACUUUAAACCUCCUGAAAUUUCCAAUUAUUAACCCCACAUCUGACAGACUGUUCAGGAGACAGGAGAGGCUAAAAGCAGAUGCAGAAAAAACGGAAGAACAACUUAGUGAUGAUGAACAAAAAUAUCUUAAAUGCCUUAAAAAGCAAGGUUAUUUAAUAGGAAGAGUUGGAAGAACAUUUCAACAACAGAAGUCAAAAGCUGUCAUUGACUUUGAUCCUGAUGAGCUCUCUUUUAACAUGGAAGAGGAGCCUGUCUUUUCAUCCAACAAGCCUAAAGAGAGAGUGGAAUUUACAUACAAUGAACUGAAAGAUGCUCGCUGGUUUUUUGACACGCCGGGGAUUGUAAAAGAAAAUUGUGUUUUAAAUCUUCUAACAGAGAAAGAAGUAAAGCUCGUCUUGCCGACACAUGCCAUUGUUCCACGGACCUUUGUACUUAAGCCUGGAAUGGUUUUGUUUCUAGGUGCUUUGGGACGCAUAGACUAUUUGCAGGGAGCAAAAUCCUCCUGGUUUUCUGUUGUGGCUUCUAACCUGCUGCCAGUCCAUGUUACUACCCUGGAGAAAGCAGAUAGCAUCUAUCAGAAGCAUGCUGGAAAAACAUUACUGAAGGUUCCCAUGGGGGGUGAAGAGCGAAUGAAGGAAUUCCCACCGCUUAUUCCUCAGGAAAUUACGCUGGAAGGAAUUGGCACCCUCGAGGCAGUGGCUGACAUAAAGCUGUCCUCUGCUGGUUGGGUUGCAGUAACUGCUCACUUGGAAGACAAACUACAGCUGCGAGCCUAUACUCCUGAAGGGACAACACUGAUGAUACGUAAACCUCCUCUGUUGCCACAUAUCGUUGACAUCAAAGGGAACCGCAUCAGAGGAAGUGCGUCCUAUAGAACUAAAAAGCCACCUCCCCUAGUGGAGAACUUAAAGGCAAAUGGAACAAAUAAAAAAAGGGGUAUCUAAAAUUUAAGAAGUACAGGAGCUGGGAAGCCCUUGGACAUACGUGUUGCUUACAGAAAAUUACGAAAACAAUUAUUCAUAGAGAACAUACAUUCUGAUUUUAAGAUUGGCUUCUGUAAAACGCGUUUGAAAGACCUAGCAAAUGCAGAUUUGAAGUUUGUAUCAGGCUACUGCAUAGUGCAGCUCAUGGGAUCAUGUGAUUUGCAGUCUCUACUUCCCAUUACCAGAUGGCCUGCCUCAUUCAGACUCGAGUUCUGCAUUCGACAGACAGAGGUGGCAUCACUUCACGUUAUUGCUGGUUCCCCUACAGUGAGUGGAGUAUGGCUGCCGUCAGGAUGGGAGGGUAAUCUCAGUUACAGCAGGAGAGAUUUAGUGAAGCUGUCAAAACAUGUAAAUCUUUCUGGUUGCUACCGAUAUUUGGACAGGAGACACAUUGCUUGUUUUUUGGCUUUUCGCAUGAAAUUAGUGAUAAAGAUUUCAGAAAGAAGCCCCUAAAGACCAUCUGUAAGGGUACGGACUCACCCCUGCGGCACCCCCUACUGGUUGCUUCGGGGAAUCAGCUCGUCCAGCAUCUGGAGCGCCCUCUACAGGCCGGCGAUUCACCUUGUCCCUCACACUGGCCCCCCAUGUCCUUCCCAGGAACCCGGUGCCCCUUGCUCUGGGUUCUGCCCCCUGGCAGUACCCCAUAGAUCUUGGUCUCCCCUCCCUGGGGAACCCCCACCCACUAUCCCCACCUUGCCUCAGUACUAGGCCACUGCCAGUCACCAACUAGCCCCUGCUCCCUGGCGCAGACUGCAGUAUAAGCCACUCAUCAUCGGCAAGGUUGGGUUUGGACCUGCUGCCUUGGCCUAGCCCUGGGUUGCCCUCUACAACCCCCAGUACCCCUUGGCCUUCUCCUAGGCCGCAGCCUGGGGCUUUCCAGGCUGGAGCUCCCCAGCCCUGCUCCACUCAGGUACCCUGUCUCUGCUCCCUGCAGCCAGACCCUUCUCUCUCUCUGAAGGCAGAGAGAGACUCUGGCCUGAGCUCCUGGCUCCCAGCCUUUAUAGGGCCUGCUGAGGCUGUUUGGGGCCUGGCCCCAGCUGCAGCCACUUCCCCUAAUCAGCUCAGCCUUCACACUGCCUGCUCCCUGGGCUAUCUCAGGCAUUUCCAGGCAGGAGCAGGCGUCCACCCUGCUACACCAUCCUACUAGGCUCUUUGCAAUAAUGUGGAACUUUAAAGAUAAGCAGACAACACCUAAGGGAGCACUGUGUAUAGCUGAAGGGAGGAAAUCGGACUUAUGCCUCAACUGAGAGCGCCUGCAAAACAUCCCCAUGCUGUGAUUUGCCCUAAAUGUACAGUCAUCUGUCUCUUCAUCAUGACAACUGUGACAGGUUGGACCCCUUGGGAAGCCACCUGAUGUGCUGAGAUACCACGGAGUCUACCUGUUGUGCCAGCCUGGGCCCCCUUUCACCUGUCUUGCUGAGCCAGGUUCUUAAAACCUCCUCUAACCCACACACAGGCAGGACCACACCCAGCUGCAGAUCAGGUCUGGGAAGACUCAGCUUCAAGGACUUGCUGUAAUGUCCCUUAUAGAUGUUUUUGCAAAGUUCUGGGUUUCUGUUCCCACGUUACCAGAAAAUAUCUUGGUGUGUAGCAUUGUGUACAUAGUACAGAUGUCAAUAUCUUUUAAAGUGUAGGUGUCUUGGCAUUUAGCCACCAAUGCUAUGAGACAGCGUGCCUCAGUUUCCCCUUCCACACUGCAGUCUAGAUCCGCUGUGCCAACCUCUAAACCUGUCUACAGGUACUAGCUGAGAAGCAGUAUUCUCAUAGGACUUUCUUGUUACUACUCCUAGUCUGUACCAAAGAUUUUUCCAAAAAUCAUGCAUCUUACACAUUUUUUAAAGUAUUUACCACCAGUAUCAAAUUCUUUCUUAACCCACAGUGUGUGUGUAGUAAGAGACAUAAAGUUACCAAGACAUUCAUGACCGAGAGACGCUUCCAAGUCUGAUUAUCAUACCAUGCCUUCUGUCUAAACAGAUCAGUUUGUUCAGCAUUUAUUAUAUUUCUCAUCACCUCAGUGAA